AUGGCCAUUGUGGUUACUCCUUUUAUAUUUCUUCUUGACCUGUGCGCAGGCCUAAGCAUGGCCUUUCUGUUUAUAGCAUACUCGGCACACGAAAGACUGAACAAGCACCCGCAGAACAGGUUGCAUGUUUUUGACUCUGCAAACAUUUCAUUGGCAGUUGUUCUUACCUCGCUGUUUCUUCUGUGGUCGGCCGGGUGUCUCAUUGGAAGCUACUUUGGGAACUAUGGGGUGUUUGUAUAUCCUAUUAUAAAAUCCUUUAGAAGCCUGCUUACUAUAGAGAUGCUGAUAGACAUCUUCCAGAAAACGCUGUGCUUUCUUGUUCUGGCUAUGGCUUCCUUCCAAAUGUCCUCUCUGGGGAACCACGAAGUGCUUGUUCCGUGGGGAGGGGUCUGCGCGUCUGUGGGGCUCAUCCAAGGCGGGGCCAUGGGAAUCAUGGUUGUGGCGUUUAAGGGGUUUGCAGCUUGGAUUAUUCUGUAUGCGUUCAGCGCGCUCAUAUCGGCUGGGCUGUGCAUUUUCAGCGUCCUGAGCAUAGCCAUUUUGCAGCACAACAGGGCCCCCAACAACAUGGUUGGAUACCUUUCUAACAAAGCAUUGGACUGGAACAUCAGGUCCUGCUCUAUGAUUUUGGCAAGUGGCGCGCUUGAUUUUUUCUACAAGGCGUUGUUUGUGCUUAUGGAGGUGGGGGCGAUGGAAAAAAUGCAGCUUCUGAUAGACAUUUUGUCGCUGUGUAAGUCCGCAUCGUCCGUUUUGUGCAUACUUUCUGUAUACUCAUCAAGAAUACCCAGAGACAAAUCUUACAGUGUGAAAAGCUUUAAUUAG
This is a messenger RNA of Nematocida major, 819 nucleotides long. RefSeq lists its product as uncharacterized. Bases 1 to 819 code for a protein of 272 amino acids. The transcript has a single exon. Lineage: Eukaryota; Fungi; Microsporidia. The record is from RefSeq and is a predicted model, not a curated record.